Messenger RNA from Cynara cardunculus var. scolymus (artichoke), 1029 nucleotides. Its product is annotated as probable protein phosphatase 2C 73. The record is from RefSeq and is a predicted model, not a curated record. Gene Ontology annotation, biological process: protein dephosphorylation. Bases 1 to 1029 code for a protein of 342 amino acids. Lineage: Eukaryota; Viridiplantae; Streptophyta; Magnoliopsida; Asterales; Asteraceae. Gene Ontology annotation, molecular function: protein serine/threonine phosphatase activity. The transcript has 5 exons.
AUGGGGCGUUUUACGGCGAUGUUUAAUGAGCUUGCAAAGUCGUUUUCGCCUACAAAGAGAGGGAAAAGUUGUGGUCAAAAAGAGGUAGCAGAAGUCAUGGCAAAGGAGGCAAAGAAGGAUAAUAUGAUCUUAAGGUCUUCUGGUUCUAUUAAUAUAAAUACUUUUGCUUCGAUCUGCUCCAAAAGGGGCGAAAAGGGGGUGAAUCAAGAUUGUUGCAUUGUGUGGGAGGAAUUUGGAUGCCAAAAGGACAUGAUGUUUUGUGGGAUUUUUGAUGGUCAUGGACCUUGGGGACAUUAUGUUGCGAAGAGAGUUUGUGAAUCAAUGCCUUCAUCUUUGCUAUGUAAUUGGCAAGAGAUGCUAUUUGAAGCUUCACUUGAUCCUCACACGUGUGAUAAAAAGCUGGAUAUAUGGAAGGAUUCUUUCAUAAAGACUUGCGCUGUUGUUGAUAGGGAUAUCCGACAUUGCCACAAAUUUGAUUCGAUUCAAAGUGGAACCACCGCUUUAGCGGCCAUUAGACAGGGUGAACUUGUAGUGAUAGCAAACGUUGGAGAUUCACGUGCAAUACUGGCUACGAUUGUGAAUGAUGGUUGUUUGGUAGCUGUGCAACUUACUGUAGAUUUUAAGCCCAAUCUACCCGAUGAGGCUGAGCGCAUAGUUGAGUGCAAAGGGCGAGUUUUGUGUCUAGAGGACGAGCCUGGGGUGCAUCGGUUGUGGCUGCCAAACGAGGAGUCACCUGGGUUGGCUAUGUCGAGAGCCUUUGGUGAUUAUUGUGUCAAGGAUUAUGGACUUAUAUCUGUUCCUCAAGUAACACAUAGACAUAUAAUCAGCAAAGACCAGUUUAUUGUGCUUGCUUCUGAUGGGGUGUGGGAUGUUGUAUCAAACGAACAAGCGGUGGAGAUUGUGUCGUCAACGGAUGACCGGGCAAAGUCGGCAAAACGACUGGUCGAGUUUGCAGCGCGUGCCUGGAAACGCAAAAGGAAAGGAAUCGCAGUUGAUGAUAUCUCGGCUAUUUGUCUCUUCUUUCAUUAA